Messenger RNA from Closterium sp. NIES-67, 1579 nucleotides. The record is from the annotation of a GenBank genome assembly. Lineage: Eukaryota; Viridiplantae; Streptophyta; Zygnematophyceae; Desmidiales; Closteriaceae.
GCGCGUGGAAGCAUGGGUGCGGUGCCUCAAACACGGGCAGUGGGAGCCGUCCGAGUCCAUCGAGCACUGGAGCACCCUCAGCAGCAGCAAGAACGCUGGCAGCAGCGCGCUGCUCCCCCCACAAUCGCCCCCCGCGCCCCACCACCACCACUCGGCCAGCGCCAUGAGCAAGCGGUCCAUGUCGCACGGCCACAUGCACGGGGGCGCGGCGGCCACAGGGGGGAACAUUCAGGCGGCGGUGGCGGUGGGGGCGGCAGCGGCGGCGGAGCAUGCGGGGCGGGUGGUGCGGGGGCUCGACAAGCACGCGGCCGCCGUGUACCUCUCCAUGCGCGGACUGCUGGUCGUGCCGCCGCUGGGGGCGUUCUCGUCGCUCAAGACUCUCGACCUGUCGCGCAACAACAUCACGUCAGUGGCAGCGGGCGUGCUGCCUCGGUCGCUGCACAUCCUGGACCUGUCGCACAACCGCCUGGCGGCCGUGGAGGGGCUGCGCGAGCUGUCGCGCCUCAAGGUGCUCAACCUCUCCAACAACCGCCUCGCGCGCAUCGGCCACGGCCUAUCGGGCUGUCUGGCGCUGCGAGAGCUGUACCUGGCGGGCAAUAGGGUGGGCGAGGUGGAGGGGCUGCACCGCCUGCUGAAGCUCACGGUGCUGGACCUGGGCGGCAACAAGGUCACCACCACCAAGGCGCUCGGCCAGCUCGCCGCCAACUACGCCUCGCUGCGAGCGCUCAACCUGGCGGGCAACCCCAUCCACGUCAACCUGGGGGACGAUGCCUUCAAGCGCUACCUCAUCGGUCUGCUGCCCCAGCUGCUGUACCUGAACCAGCGCCCCAUCAAGACGCCCUCCUCGCGCGACGCUCUCUCGGACCCCCUCAAAGCACGUGGGGCGGGUGCCCCCCAGCUGCACCACGGGCACUCCUCGCGCUCCGCCUCGCGCACUGCUGGCACCAGCACCUCGCGCCACCGCACCGGGGGGAGCAGCAGCAGCGGGCUCAGGAAGGCUGCAGCCGGGGGUGCUAGUGGUUCAUCUGGCGGAGGGGGCACAGGGAGCGGCCACCACCGGGCACACCAUGGGACAAGUAGCGGCGCGCAUCACUCUUCCCGCACUCGCACUGCCACAGGGGGGCACUCAACGCACCGGAGUAGGUCGGGGGUUGCUAGCGGGAGCACCACAGGCGUUGCGUCGUCGUCGCGUCACCACCACCAUCAUCAUCACCAUUGAGCGCCUUCUGCUCAGUAAGCUGCUGAGGAUGGUAUACAAUGCUAGGCAUGCUGAGUGCGAAGCUGGUAAGGUUUGUUUUUGUUCCAUGAUUGAUUUGUUUGUCGUGCUUUUGGAAUACCGAUUGCAUUGAUUGGCUUGUGUGGAAUAAGUUGCAUGACAGGAGGUUGUAGAACACUGCAGCUUGGUGGUGUAUGGCCAGGAAGACGCACGCCUGUUGAGUACCUCCAUAGUCAGAUAUAGAGACCUUGCACUGAACUGUGUAAAGCAGCGGAAAUCGGAUUGUAGAAUGGCAUUUCAUACGGGGUUCUCGAUUUCCCCGUUAUUGCCAGCGUGAAGUGGCGUUGCUGAACAUCCAUCACA